AUGGCUUCCGUAUACAAAUCGCUGUCGAAAUCAGACGCUCCUGCAUCCAAGGAGGAUGCGCUGUCCACUGGUCCCAAGAACCGUCAAAGAGUGCUGAUUCUGUCGUCGCGCGGCAUCACCUACCGGUAUGCGCAUCCUUUGAUUCAGCACGCGCGCAUACAGAAGAUUUUGAAGCUGACUGCUCAUGAUAGCCACCGUCACCUCCUCAAUGACCUAUACUCCCUCCUCCCCCACAGCCGCAAAGACGCAAAACUAGACACAAAGACAAAACUCUACCAACUCAACGAACUAGCCGACCUCUACAACUGUAACAAUGUCUUUUUCUUCGAAGCCCGCAAAGGCAAGGAUCUCUACAUCUGGAUGUCCAAGCCNCCGAACGGUCCCACCGUCAAGUUCCACCUUCAAAACCUGCACACGAUGGAAGAACUCCACUUUACUGGAAACUGCCUCAAGGGCUCAAGACCGAUCCUGAGCUUCGACGCUACUUUCGACAGCGCACCGCAUUUGAAACUGAUCAAGGAGCUUUUGACACAAACGUUUGGUGUGCCCAAGGGAGCUAGAAAGACAAAGCCUUUCGUAGACCACGUAAUGGCUUUCACAGUCGCAGACGGCAAAGUCUGGACCCGCGUCUACCAAAUCAACGAGACGGAAGCUGGCAAGACGUCUGCAAUCCCCGAGCAAGGACUUCCCAUGCCUUCUGCCACCGAAGUCAGCACCAGCGCAAAGGGCAAGAAGGACGCAGAGACCAAACUCAACUUGGUCGAGAUUGGUCCUCGCUUCGUGCUUACCCCUAUCAUCAUCCAAGAAGGCAGUUUCGGUGGCCCCAUCAUCUACGAGAACAAGGAGUUCGUCUCGCCUAACCAGGUCAGACGUGAGGUCCGUGUCGCCCGCAGUGCCAAAUACAACAACCGCGCCGAGGCCGUCAUCGAGCGCAAGGCCAAGAAGGGAGAUCUGGGUCUCACCACUUCUGGCGGAAAGGCAAAGGAAGUCGAUGAGCUGGAUGAGAAGAUGCUGUUCGCAUAA
Molecule: messenger RNA, 1023 nt
Organism: Aureobasidium musti
Lineage: Eukaryota; Fungi; Ascomycota; Dothideomycetes; Dothideales; Saccotheciaceae
Source: the annotation of a GenBank genome assembly